AUGUCAAGCACUGUGCGGCUUGCACGGGGCUGCCUUUCGGCCUCAGUGCCGAACCUCAAAGCAGGCCACCCAGCCGGACUCGCAGCCCGCUUGCAGGCAGGCCAUGGUCGCCAGCAAGCAAUCACGCUGUCCCAACGGCGCCCCAGUGGUGGCAUUCAAAGCGCGCCGCCGCGGCGGUGCCACCUGGCUCGGCGGCGCGGCGCUGCCGUCUUUGCAGGGCCUGGCGGCCGCAGGCCAGGCGGCGGCAACAGCUGGGGCGAUCGUCAACAGCGCAAGGAUGACCAGCAGAUUGUGCUGGGCGUUGGUAUAGGACUGACCCUGCUGGUGAUUCUGGCGCUCAAGCUUGGAGGCGACGCCUUCCAGGAUGCCGACGCCUGGGACCUGGGAGCAUGGGAUGGCAGCUUUGGCGCUGGCGACGUCGCAGGCAGCCUGCUGUGGGGCGUCUCCCUGUGGUUCUGUAGCCCGUGGCAGCUACUCCUGCUCUUUUUAGGAAGAAUUGAGGUGGAAAGGCCGUCCGAUUGGCUCCUUCAAAAGCUGGGAAGGACAGCCGGCCUCAACGUCGACGCAAUUGACUACCGGGUGCCCGCAGGCCUGCAGGCGGCAGCGGUGGCGGUGUUUGGCGCCAGCGGCUUGGCACUGUCGGCUGCCUUCCAGGCCCUGCUGGGCGACGCCACCUGGGCUGUCAGCACCGGCCUGGGCUCCUGCAUGGCGGCCGGCAUGUAUGAGGUGGGGCGCCCGCGGCGCCUGUCGGUGGAGGAGGCGCAAGCAAAGGAGCAGCAGUGGCAGGAGUUUGGCAGGUUUGCCGACGAGCGGCUGGAGCGACGGGGGCGGUGCCACGAGACGGAGGUGAUGCGAGCGCUGCAGCGGGAGAUGCCCAAGUACCGCGGCGAGGCGUCCGGCCUGGACAGCUCAGCCCUGCGGGAUCUGGUUCGCAACUGGGCCCCCGAUGCGGAGCGCUCCAGCAACGGCUUCUGGAAGGGACUGUCGCUGAAGGCUGCCGGCAGCCCGGCGGCGCCCAGCAGCGGCCCCAGCUGCAUCACCAGCAGCGGCGGUGAGAGCAGCACAGACCAGUAUUGACUGGCAAGCAACGCCAGACUUGACCCCUUCCUAUCAUGCGCUGCCCAGUGCUUCCUGCGGUUUGACAUAUCAGUGGACACCCUUUACACUCAGUAAGAAAGUGUCGAA
Molecule: messenger RNA, 1185 nt
Organism: Chlorella variabilis
Lineage: Eukaryota; Viridiplantae; Chlorophyta; Trebouxiophyceae; Chlorellales; Chlorellaceae
Product: expressed protein
Exons: 5
Coding region: 1-1077 (358 amino acids)
Source: RefSeq, a predicted model, not a curated record